Drosophila bipectinata is the source of this 2663-nucleotide messenger RNA. RefSeq names its product polyphosphoinositide phosphatase FIG4 (gene FIG4). Gene Ontology annotation, cellular component: intracellular membrane-bounded organelle. The record is from RefSeq and is a predicted model, not a curated record. Gene Ontology annotation, biological process: phosphatidylinositol dephosphorylation. Lineage: Eukaryota; Metazoa; Arthropoda; Insecta; Diptera; Drosophilidae. Gene Ontology annotation, molecular function: phosphatidylinositol-3,5-bisphosphate 5-phosphatase activity.
GUUGUUUUGGGAGGCGGCCGUAAACAUUCCAUAAGAACUCCGGAAUAAUACAUACAUAUAGGAAUAAAGAUGAAUAAUGAAAACCCGAAUAUAGUAUUUAACCCUCUAAUAAGCUGCAUCCAGAAAGUGGUGCUCUAUGAGACUCGAACACGCCUGUAUUUGGUGGGCAGUAACAACCGAGAGACGCGGUUCCGGCUGCUAUCCAUCGACCGAUUAGCGCCCAACCGACUGAGCAUCGAAGAAAACGCCAAUGAAUUCAAUAGCUUAGAGAUCAGACGCUUUGUGGCCUCUCUGUCUGGAUCGCCAAAGGUAACAUCUGCCUAUGGAGUCUUGGGAUUUGUACGCUUUCUGGAAGGCUAUUACCUUUUGCUGGUUACUAAGCGAAAGUGUUGUGCCCACAUUGGCCGUCACUUGGUGUACACCAUAAAGGAUACUGUAAUGGUUCGUGUAAAUGAGGUUACAACCCAGCGGACGCCACAUCCUCAUGAAGACCGCUAUAGGCGUAUGUUCCAAAACAUAGAUCUGCGGAGUAACUUCUACUUCUCGUACUCAUAUGAUCUCACUCGAACUCUUCAGUAUAAUGAGUCAGCUCCUCGAUUUGUCGGGGCCAAGGUGGAUCUGGACCAUGAUGAGCCUCUUCCCGAUUGGAAUAAGCUUACCAAUAAUGUGGCCCAGGCUCACGAGCGUGUGGACUAUGCUUUUCGCAGUGAUUCCCGAAAGCGGUUUGUGUGGAACGCGUACCUGCUGCAGCCGAUGGAAGGCAUUAUGUUAAAGGACUGGCUAUUGGAGGUGACUCACGGCUUUGUAAGCCAGUCUUGCAUUAGCAUCUUCGGUAGAAAUGUGAACGUUUGCCUGAUAGCAAGACGAAGCUCUCGAUUUGCUGGAACUCGAUUUCUUAAGCGCGGUGCCAACUUCCAAGGUGAUGUGGCUAACGAGGUGGAGACGGAGCAGAUCGUCAGUGAUGGGCAGCGACUAUGCGCAUUUACACAGAUGCGGGGCUCCAUACCAUCCCAUUGGUCACAAGAUAUCAGCAAAAUGGUUCCAAAACCGCAAAUCCAGCUAGAUAUUUGCGAUCCGUACGCCCAAACUCCGUCGCGUCACUUUGAACGUCUGCUCUUCCAUUAUGGUGCACCGCUGAUUAUGCUGAAUCUUGUAAAGAAGAACGAAAGGCGAAAACAUGAAUCUAUUAUAUCCAAGGAGCUGAAGACCAGCAUUCGGUACCUUAACCAGUUUCUGCCACCGGCGCACCGUAUGAAGCACAUACAUUUCGAUAUGGCGCGUCAGAGUCGCCAAAGUGGCGGUAAUGUCAUGGAACAGCUGGCGAUUCACGCCGAGAACAUUGUCCAGAUGACAGGAAUGUUUUUCAAAGCCCCGGGCAGUGAUCUCAGCCUCCAGACUGGGAUCGUGCGUACAAACUGUGUUGAUUGUCUGGAUCGCACCAAUUCGGCUCAGUUUGCCAUUGGAAAGUGUGCUUUGGGUCAUCAGUUGGAGCGACUGGGCUUUGUCAAGUCCGCAAAGCUGGAAUUCGACUCGGACUGCGUGACAAUGUUGGAGAAUUUGUACGAAGAGCAUGGAGAUACCCUGGCCCUACAGUACGGUGGCUCCCAGCUGGUGCAUCGUAUCAAAACCUACCGGAAGACGGCGCCAUGGGGAUCCCAAGGCAACGACGUGAUGCAAACUCUUAGCCGUUACUACAGCAAUACUUUCAGCGACACUGAGAAGCAGCAUAGUAUAAACCUUUUUCUAGGCAUCUACAAACCCAGCUUAAUGAGAAAGGGACAACCCAUUUGGGAGCUGCAAACGGACUACGACAUGCAUAAUGCCUUCCCUCCCAGCACAGAUAGCAAGCCAUUAACCGACUGGGUUCGCCAUAAAGUGCGGGAAUGUUUGCCAUAUUCUUGCGCUGAUUCUAACAAGCUGGUCAAGGAGCUUUUUCGGGUGCACAGCGCUGGUCUCGAGAUGAUCGAUGCCUACUCAAACUAUCAUCAGUCUUUCAAGUGGACGGACUUUAGCGAGCACAUCGGCUUCGAGAUCAGCCAGUUGGCCAUGCGCUACAUGCCCACAUUCCGCACGAACUACAGUCCGUUCCAGCGCCAAGUCCAGACCUCAAGGAAGGCUCGCCAAAAUCCCUCUAUGACUGGCCGCAGUUCCUCAGGAUCUCUAAACAGCAACUCAUCGAGCUCUAGCGAGGGAGACGACAGCUCUAGUGAAGAGGAAUUAAGCGCUAGCUUUGCAGAGAAAGAGGCCAACAAUACAGAGUCCACAGAGCCCGCGAAGUUUACGCUUGCCUCCAUGCUCCCCUCCAUGGAGCAGGUCUAUGGCUGCACCAUCAGUCAGCCAUCGAAACAAAGCAUGGCCAUCUACAGGAAGUACGUUCAGAUGGGCAAAUUAUCCAGCGGUGGAGCUCAUCCCGCCCAGACCGCUGUUGCACAGCGAGACCAGGAAAUGGCCAAGAUCAUGCGAGGUAUUACCUUACGCCCGCUUAGCGAUUACGGCACGGACUCAUACCUGAGCGUGCGUCCGCCAGUAGUUCCCCGCCAAAGCUUGAUUAUCUAUGCGGAGUACUGUCGUACUCAUAGAACCUUCAACGCAGUGCCCAAGUUGGAGGAGUUUGAUGUGCUCUACCAAUAUGUGCAAAAGCUCUAGCUUGGAAAAUGAAUAUU